AUGGCUUCAUCAGACGAAGGGUACGCUGACCCCUUUGCUGGCAUACAUGAGCCAUUUGCUGGCUUGACUGAAAUGGAUUUUGAACUCCACAGCAUUUACAUGGACCAUGAACCAGAGGAAGAAUUUGUGUCCUCACUUGAUAAAUGUAAGGAUAUCUUCCUAAAUGUUCUAUUAAGUGAUGAAAACCUACGAAAUUCUAGUAUGGCAGAUGAAAUCAAAGCACAAGUAUACCAUGCUACUGAUUGGCAGAGUGAUGAAGAUGAACAGGAGGUAUUGAAAAACAACUAUAGAAUUCAUGAUCCGACCAUCAAGUGGGACAAGAUGGUACCAAAGCUUGGUGACAUCUUUGAAUCCCCUGCCCAACUGAAGUUUUGUGUCACCAAUUAUGCAAUCUCACAUGGCUAUAAAAUAUACUUUGAAAAAGGUGAUAGUAAAAGAAUUGUAGCUACAUGUGGAAAUAGGAAGGAAGAGAAUAAAUGCCCUUUCAAAAUUUAUGUUGCAUGGAUGUUUGAGAGGCAGGAACCUGUCCCUAUGCCACCAAAGAAGAAAGGAAGGCCUAGGAAGGAACAAUUUGAACCCAAUCAAGCAUCAUGUGAUAGGUCUGAGAGGCAGGAAGCAGUUUCUAUGCCACCAAAUAAGAAAGGAAGGCCAAGGAAAAAGGUCCAUUCUGACCCAAAUCAAGCAUCAGUUUCUAAAUAUGUUAAAAGCAAAAAUGAUGGUUUAGAUGGUCAUAUUGAAAGUAGGGGAUGUGAGGAACAAGUGAAAGAUUUGUUUAACAAUGAAGAUAUUGAUGAUGACAGUCUGGUUGAUAUGAUGUGCACUUUUGAAGCUUCUGUUAGCCAACCAAAGGAUAAUUAUCAGAAAAGUGAUGGAUUCCAAGAUGCAAUGGAUGUUAUUAUUCAAAGUAUUCUUCAUGCUAAUGAUGAAAAAGGUGUUGAGGAAGUUGAACCUGACCUGACAAAAAAACUUGAUGAGUUUGAAGAUGCAAUGGAUGUUAUUCUUAAAGGAAAUGAAGAUGAUGGUCUUAUAAAUGAUGGUGUGGAGGAAAAUGAGGGUGAUGGUGAGGGUGAUGAUGCUGAUGAAGUAGCUGGUGAGGGUGAUGGUGAUGGUGCUGGUGAGGGUGAUGGAGAGGGUGAUGGUGCUGGUGAGGAUGAUGCAGCAGAUAUGGAGGGAAAUGAUGUUGAUGAUGAAGGUCAUUGGCAGGGGCAACAAACUAUGAACUCUAGUUUGAUGCGACACAGAUCAACACCAAGUUCGUAUUUCUCAAAUUUGAUAAACAGUGACAUGCAUGAAGACGAAGAUGCUGACCCAUUCUUCAACCCUCGGGCAUAA
Molecule: messenger RNA, 1332 nt
Organism: Lactuca saligna
Lineage: Eukaryota; Viridiplantae; Streptophyta; Magnoliopsida; Asterales; Asteraceae
Source: the annotation of a GenBank genome assembly